UGCGGCGGCCGCAGCGCCAUGGAGAGCCCGGGGCCCGCCGGCCCGCCCGCCGGGAAGAGAAUGAAGUCUCGAGCUCCCCCUCCACCAGGCCAACCUGCUACUGCAAGUAAAAUCCACAGUGAACAAAAGCCUCCCACAGAUGUGGAAGUCAUCCCUGAUCAGAACCUGGUAAACAUGAAGGAAAAUAUGAUAAACAGGAUGAUGGAUGUCACAGUCAUUUUGCCGACUGGAGAGGAACAGAAGAAUACUGUGCAGGGAAGUAAAGCUGUGAUGGAUCUGUUGGUUGAUUUGUGCAGCCGCUACCACUUAAAUCCAGCCCACCAUACUCUUGAACUGAAGGCUUGGGAGUCACAGCAACCUUUGAGUUACAAGCCAAAUACUUUGAUAGGGGUGCUGGAUCUUCAGACAGUACUUCUGAAGGAGAAGGUCCCUGAAGGAAAGAUAAAACGACCCCCGCCUAAGGUCCCUGAGAAGUCAGUAAGGCUGGUGGUGAAUUACCUCAAGACACAAAAGGCAGUGGUUCGCGUUAGUCCUGAGGUGCCUCUGCACAGCAUCAUCCCUGCCAUUUGUGAGAAGUGCGAAGUCAGCCAGGAGCAUGUUGUCCUCCUGAGGGACAACAUCACUGGGGAAGAGCUGGAGCUUACCAAGUCCUUGGAUGAGUUGGGGAUAAAGGAACUGUAUGCCUGGGAUAGGAAAAGAGCCCCUCCAUCAAAAACUCAGUCUGAACCUACUCUGAACUACAGAGAAACAAGUCGAAGUGCUUCAGUGAGCAGUGAUGCAAUAGAAAAAGAAAAAAGAGGAUUUCUGGGUUUUUUCAAAGUUAAUAAAAGAAGCAGCAAGAAGGAAGAACAUUUGAGGAUGGACAGUGAUUGUAGUGAUGAGGAUGUAUUUAGUUCUGCAAGUGAAAGGAACGUGGAUGGUUUUUCAACUGCACCAAAUUCCCCUUCGGUGAUGUCACGUUCCAUUACACUGGGUCCAUCACAAUCUCUUGGCAACAUAUCGGGAAUGACGGCAAACCCAGAAAUCAAGAAACGCAGAGCUCCUCCUCCUCCCACAGCGACACCGCAGUUGCAGGACACAGAGAGGAAUGGCCAAGAAAAGACAGCAGCCCAGAUUUUACAAGGGGCAUCAUCACAGAAUGAUCUGCAGAAAAAAAAGAGACGUGCACCUCCACCCCCAACUCCAACUCCUGCCAUGCCAAAUAGGACAGAAGAAAAGGAAGACAAGAGAAAGAGCACAGUCGGUAAUGGACGACAGGUUCCACAAAAGCCUCCUAGAGGCAACACUCGUGGUCCACCCCAGUUAGUGAUUCCCCCACCCCCACCUUACCCUCCUCCUGACAGAGAUAUUAUGGAUCCAACUGUCUGUUACAGUGAAGCAGAUGUAACGGCAUCAACAAAGCUGAUACCUAAACAGAGCCUGCAACUCACACAAGAAUAUAUAUAUAUUGUGGAUGAUGUGGUCCUGGAACUAUCAGAGCUAGAGGAAACAGCCUCAGUAAGCAGCUGCUUUGCAUCAGAAGAUACCACUGAUGACUCAGGGGUCAUGAGUUCUCCAUCUGAUAUUGUGUCUUUGGAUUCACAAAAUGACAUCGUGAAAUUAAGAGACCGAUCAGCGAAUGGUCAAGUGGACUCGGCUGAAACAGAAGUACCUCAUGCCGCAGAGUUGUACCCAGUAAGGAAUGCCUCCUGUGAUAGCAACAGAUCUGGAAGCACUCACAAGAGUAGAGAAGAAAUGGCUGCCUCUAAGAAUGCCAAUGAGGAUGACAUUGCUGCACAACUCCAACAGACUCUGGUUGAACUGGAUGACGAUUUAGGGGUACUGGAAGCUGGACCUUAUGACACAGAUAGUGAUUCUGUAUUCAAUCACUUAAAUGAGGUGUUAAGCCCACAUACAAGCAACGUCAACACCGCUCAAGUGCUUGCCUGUUCUGUUCCAGUAACAGUCAUAGAUGAGAUUCCAAGAGUUAAUGACUUCCCAGCACCUCGGAACAAAGAAAAUGCUCUACUCCCUAAUGCAGAUGGCAUAGAAGAUUUCUCAGUUGGCUCAAUUAAUGUAGGAAACUUUACUAAUAAAAAUAACAAUGCAGGUUCUUUUGAUAAGGACCAUGUGGACAGCAGAUCUCUACAUAUUUCAAAAGAUUUAAUACAUCAGAAGUCAUCUGAAUUUGAUUUCAAAUCUCUGCCUAUAGGACAAAGGAGAGAUAUGUCUGAGUCUCAUGUUGUCUCACUUGACAAGAAAAAUGAGAAAUAUCUGGGGCUAGAAAGGAUCUAUAAAAAUGAUGUUAGGUCCAAGGAAUGUAGACCUAAGUUGAUUUCUUCUGACCUCAAGCCUGUGACUGAAAGCAGUGCAGAGAAAGAGAAAAGCAAUGUGUUUAAUGAAAAAAAUAAUCUAGAAAGAUCUCAAAACAAAAUAAAAACAGAAUUGAAAUUCAGGCAAACUUCAGCAAAAAACGCAGAAGAGAAAGAAGAUACUCAGUCAGCACCCAUGUGGUGUCAGCGUGCUCAUAGUACAUAUACAGUAACAAGCUAUGAACCCAGAGUAGGUCUGACAACCUUUAAAAUUGUCCCUCCCAAACCUGAAAUAAAACAUUUUGAUAGAGGUACAUCUCUCUCCACUGGUGCCAUUAAGAUAGAUGAGCUAGGCAAUCUUGUAAGUCCAAAUGCUGGUGGUGGUAAGAACAUACCAGAUGCUUCUACCAGUGAAAUGGAGGAACCUUUCAUUGAGAGAAUAAGAGCAUUCUGGAGGUCAAACUCUAUGGAAAAGCAACAUGAUGAAUGCAUAGAACAUAAUUCUAAAAAGACAGUAGCUACCACAAACUCUAAACCUUUUACUUUGAAACCUGAAAGCACACCUCUCUCUCCCACAGAUGCAAAACCAAUACCACCACAAACAUUUGCAUCCAGGGUGACUGAAAGGUGUUUUGAAACUGAAAAAGUCAAACAGCCUAAUGCAACCACACAGUCUCAGGUAAAACCAUCCAUAGCUCCAAUACUGAACAGGAACAAGACAGAGUUCUCAUUUCUAAAGCCUUAUAGAAGAACUUCAAGCCAAUAUGUUGCCUCUGCCAUUUCAAAGUAUAUUACUUCACCUGCAUUUAAGGCUGACCCUACACUCAGUCAUGACAAAGAAAAAAAUAACCAUGAAGAGAGAGGAAUGAAAAUUGAAGCAGAACAUUCCCCCCAAAAAAACAUUAUUGUGGCCAAAAACAGCCUGUUGGAAGAAACACAAUCAAUAGAAACAAGCAAAGAUCAUUCAAAUAUUUUUAGUUGCAAUCACAACGCAUCCAACAGGUUUACACUUGGUGAUAAUUUUGGAGAAGAAAACAAAGCUAUAAAUGUCAGGGCACUGAAUCAAGCAACUCCUGUUGGCUUCUAUAAAAAGAGUGUCAGUGUACCACUUACUAAAACCUCAGUGAUGGGUAACAGUUUUGCACAAGAUGAUCACAGGCUUAACAGCAAACAAAAGACAAAGCCUGUAUUUGAUCAGAAAUCUGAGCAUAGGGACCAAACUAAUUUUUCCUCACACCUCAGAUCACCUGGUCUCCAUGAACCCAGCUUCUCUUCUGGUUCAUCUCUGAGUGCCACAGAAUGGCAGGUUGUGGACAGGCCUCCUGGAAACUCUUUAAAAGUCUCAUCUGAGUUAAACACUGCAUCUGUUAACAACAAUAGUGAUUUAGAAAGAGAAGAGAAACCCAAUGGUAUAUUACUGGGUAAUGUCAAUGAGUCUGAUAUCACUGUACAAACCAAUAUCUUUGGGCCAAAGAAGAAGUUCAAACCAGUUGUUCAGAAACCAGUUCUAAAAGACACAUCUCUGCACACUGCACUAAUGGAGGCUAUUCAGACCGGAGGAGGAAAACAAAGGCUGCGAAAGAUUUCAGACAGCAUGACAAAUGGAAAUCAGCAGAAGCCCUCACAUACUGAGCCAGAAAAUGAGCGGUCAGCCCUGCUUGCAGCAAUUAGAGGUCACAGUGGCACCUCAGGGCUGAAAAAGAUCUCAUCAGCAGCCUCUGACGAGCUACGGAGCUUCAAAAAUGCAGAAGUGGCCUCGCAAAAUAAAGAAAACUCCUGGGCAGAGGAGCCUCCUAUC
Gavialis gangeticus (Gharial) is the source of this 4089-nucleotide messenger RNA. It is a transcript of the gene COBL, whose product is annotated as cordon-bleu WH2 repeat protein. Gene Ontology annotation, molecular function: actin monomer binding. The transcript is spliced from 15 exons. The annotation marks the transcript as partial. NCBI's taxonomy places the organism in Eukaryota, Metazoa, Chordata, Crocodylia, Gavialidae. Gene Ontology annotation, cellular component: neuronal cell body; dendritic growth cone; perinuclear region of cytoplasm. The record is from RefSeq and is a predicted model, not a curated record. Gene Ontology annotation, biological process: actin filament network formation; actin filament polymerization.